Molecule: messenger RNA, 2844 nt
Organism: Perkinsus marinus ATCC 50983
Lineage: Eukaryota; Perkinsozoa; Perkinsida; Perkinsidae
Exons: 14
Coding region: 1-2844 (947 amino acids)
Source: RefSeq, a predicted model, not a curated record
AUGGGUAGCUCAACUAUCGACGUGGCAGCAGUCUCCAAGACCCUCCGAGGUCGAGUUAUCAGCAACGUCUUGCAAAAUGCUCUUGCAAACUCAGAUCAUUCACCAUUGAAGAUUCGCUGGUCUCUUUCUACACAACCAUUAUUUUUCCCGAGACCACCCCCGAGAGUAUCUAAGUGGAAUUACGCCAAAGCCUCAUGGGAAGAAUAUCGGACAAAACUGGAUACUUAUUUACAACAUAUCUGCUGGGAGGGAACAGUUGAUAAUAUUAAUACUUCUAUCGUCCGAGCUAUAAAGGAUGCGGCGAAGACUACCAUCCUUAGAUAUAGGAGACCGACAUACAAGCCCUAUUGGAACCGCACAUUGGAGUCCCUACGGCUUCGGAAAAACCGAAUUCGCCGGGUGAUUCAUGCACGAGUACGAGCAGGUCUACCCUGGGAUAUAUUACGACGCCAUCUAUGGGAGACCCAAAGAGAGUACUCUAGAGAGUUGAGAUCAGCACAGCGACAGCAGUGGGAUACAUUUACUUCAUCCAUAUCUCUCGUGAAGCGCCGAGAGUGGAAAGCGGUCCGAACAUUGGCAUUCGGGUCAACCGUCCAGCAAGCCAUUUAUGUGGAUGGUGUUACGGGAAAGCAAGCAGCACAACGCUACUCCCUCUACAUGGCACAGGAUAUCUAUCGCAGUCGAUUUUCGAACCGCAAGUGCAGGAAGUGGUCUCGUCAAGCGUGGAGUCUACAUCGAAAACAACGAGAAACCUACAGCCGAGCUCGGAUGGAGUGGGCAACACUAACUGAGCAGGAUCGAUAUGCACUCCCGUAUCAAGAACAAGCCCAAGUAGUACAGGGUUCCGCAUUCACUCGGUCAGAGUUCCGUAGAGCACUACACCAUCUAAACAAAUCUACAGCACCAGGCCCAGAUGAGAUCUCGGCACAACUCGUAGCAGAAGGAUCCGAGCUACUACACAAUAGCUUCCUUCGACUUCUGAACAUAACACUAACGACUUCACAAAUACCGAGGGCAUGGAGAACCUCACGAAUUAUUGUUAUUAAGAAGACACGCGGAGAAGCUACCCAGGCGACAGCAAGUGACUACAGACCUAUCUCCAUCACCAAUGUUAUGGCACGCUUGGCAGAGUCGAUGGUGGUCUAUCGUAUGGAAUGUCAGUUGGAACGAGAAGCCCCCUCACCAAUAUCCCCAGGCCUAGAUGAACAUCAACAUGGAUUUAGACCAGCCAGAAGUGUGGAGGAACAAGUAGCUUACAUCCACUCCUCGGUCCAGCAGGAGAUCGAAUCAAAUCGGAUAACUGCCUUCAUUUCUUUAGACUGGACGAAAGCUUAUGAUACGAUAGAUGGAGCGAAGUCAAAAUCCCGCAAACAACACCACGGCCUACCUCAAGGACGGAGUAGACGCCGAUCUAUCCACCCAAGCACGGUCACCAUUGACAACACAACUGUCGACCCGCAAGAGAGCCUACGCAUCUUGGGUGUCUAUUUCGACUCAACAUUGACUUGGAAGCCUUAUGUGGACCGGCUGGAUGUCCUAGAACCAGCACAAGAUCACAUACGGCUCUACGCUAGCUUAGCCCAUUAUGCUGCCUCAAAGCACAACCACCUAUUCACAUCGCCGUCUCAACCCUUAUAUCACUAUCCCCCAGUGCCACCUGGUCUAGCUACCGCCCCGUGGAGGGGGUGUCUGACUCUUAAGGAGACACUUCCGAAGAACCCACUUCCUAUCGACUACAGACAGGCCAUCACAGCCACCUUAGAUGACUAUGCAGCCCACCAGUAUACUAUGUUACUUAUUGAUGGGUCGUAUCACCAAGACGAGAUACAUCAUUUCGGUAAUCGAGCAGGUUAUGCCUGGUCCUUCUCAACAUCUACUACAUCCCUACACCCACCUCAGCACACCUUUACCGUUGUCUCGACUGGCGAGGGAUCCCUUGGUCCUCAUAUCUACAGCUCCUUCGAUGCAGAGCUCUGGGGAAUCUACUACGCAUUACGUCAACUGCUUGAUGAUCCAGACCAGGCGACAACAAAGCAGUUCUUCAAGCACUUACGACUGGAUGGUUACAAUCCUCGCCAGAACGCGAGAUUAUCUGGAAGGUGCAGUCGCCAAGGCUAUCCAAUGGCGAGGUCCAGGGAUCGUAAUCUCGUUACUGUGGUUGCUCAGAGCAGAGCUUCCCGUCAGACCAUAACACACUUCUUGGACGGCAAACACAACCGCAACCAGCCACACGAAUUCGACGAGCUGGGAGGACCGGAAAUUCGUCAUGAGUCAGCCAAGGCCUGGGAUGAGAGGCUGCAAGGAGGGGAAGCAUUAACGGCCCUAACACUAACUCAAGGCGGCGUGAUAACUAUCGAUGCCCAGGUGAACUUAAUAACAACGAGAGCUGGCUAUGAGGGUCGUGAGAUCACCUUCACUGAUUCCGUUACAUCUGCUUCUAGGCAGGAAAACACAAUCUACAACGAAUUCUAUGGGAGUACACCCAGUGAGAGGAACGAUCUUAUUCACCGCACACGAUGUACCCCUCCUGCGGGCAAAUCCACGUUCGACCCACUAUACGACGAGCCUAGAAUGGCUGCAAGGGAGUCCUAUGUCGCGUAUUUGUCUCAAAAGGUGCUGAAUGAUCGGAAGCUCCCGCAUGGUGGUAUUCGCAGCAAUAUUGAUGGGUCGAAGCGCGAGGCUUCACCGCCGGUGUCUCUCUCUGCCCAACAGUUCGAUCAAGCCGUCCCCAGACGCACUACACAAUCACUCAAAGAAGCGCGGCAUUGCAGGAAGAUCAAGGUACUCUACGGUGAAUCGUCAGCUGAGUCUGACCAGAACAAAACCCGGGCCCUUAAGCAGUAG